UCCAGGAGGUGUGAGGAUUACUUUCAUUUUCCCGAUUUUUUUAAUGCCAGAUCAUCGUCAUCAUCAACAUCUUCAAAUAAGCAACCGGGAGUGCGUUAUAUUUAUCCUUGUUUUGUUGUGUGCUUAUUACGUGUACAGGACUGAGUACUCAAGCAAUCCCAUAAAAAUGAGUCACCACAAAGAUGAGGAAAUUUAUGAAGAUAAAGGCCUCAACAACUUCUGUGAGCAACUCUGGGACUCUGAUGAAAACAGAUUGGUGCCAGAUAAAGACUAUGACCUAGAUUUACAGGGCAGGACACGUUACUCAUAUGAUGGACCAGACCAAGCUGACGAUCCUCUAUUCGCAAAAGUUGAUCCAUCAGUUUUUCAAAGACCAACUUACAAAGCAUUUAUGGCUUUAUUGGAUAACUACGAAAGUGCUACUGGUGUCGCAGAAGAAGUAACUCCCCAAGAAGAGAAAGAAAAUUGGAAUUUCAUCAAUCUUGUCUUUGAAUCCAAGUGUAUGCAGCUGGCUUACAAAUUUUUGAAGUACAAGGGAAAAGCAACGAAAGACGAAGCUAAAUUUAAACAGCAGUUCUAUGAUAUGUGGUUUAAGUUGUAUUUUAGAUCACGAGCAUCAAGACGGCCUGACUCAUCUGGUUUUGAGCAUGUAUUUGUUGGCGAAACAAGAGGCGAUAAAGAAGUUAUUGGUUUUCACAAUUGGAUCCAAUUUUACCUCCAAGAGAAAGCGAAAAACGUAGAUUACAAAGGUUUUAUGUCAAGUGACAGGAAUCCACAUCUACUAACCAUUCAAUUUUCAUGGAAAGGUGAAGUCAAACCGAAAGGUUCAUGUUUAAUUGGAGUAUCACCAGAAUUUGAGAUCGCGCUGUAUACUGUCGCCUACUUGAUGGGUCAUUCUGCAUACAAAAUCACUCUGGGUGGUGACCCGGUCAUCAUUAAAUGUCAUACUACUGCUGGAAAGAUUGGGACAUGCUAUCCACAGAUGCCAAACUGGCAACGUCGAAAAUCUAGUCCACAGACAGUCAUAGCUGAUGCUGACUUUUCAAAUGUUGUCAAUAAAUUAUGGUCGCUUGACAAAAACAGAGUGUCAAUUGGUAAUGACGUAAGACUUGCUUUUCAGGGACGUGUACAUUGGUAUGAUGAUGGUACUGACGCUGCUUCUCAAAAUUUGUUUUUUAAUGUCAGAAGUGACAUCUUAAAAAAACCUACAUAUAAAGCAUUUAUUGCGCUUUUAAACAACUACCAGAGAAACACAGGAAUAAAAGAAAGCAUAACCAACUCAGAAAUAUCCGAAAACUACAACUUUUUGAAUCUUGUUCUCAAUACCCCAGUUAUGAGGGAAGUAUAUUCGUUUCUCAAACGCAAAGGGCAAGCGAGUCACGACUUUCGACAGUUUAAACAAAAAGUAUACGAUUUGUGGUUUCGACCUUAUUAUCGCUCAUCAAAGGACAGGGUUCAAGAUUCGUCAGGAUUUGAACAUGUAUUUGUUGGCGAAAUCAACACUAACGGUGUGACAGGAUUUCAUAGUUGGUUGCAACUUUUCCUGGAAGAAAAAAAUAAAAAAUUAAACUACAUGGGUUACUUAAAAAAGCCUUCCUAUAAUCCAUAUCUCGUCAUGUUGCGAUUCAAGUGGUAUAACGAACUAAAAGUAAUUGGAUCGUGUUUCAUGGGUACAUCACCUGAAUUUGAAAUCGCUCUGUACACGCUGGUGUUUCUGAUGAAGUAUGACGAAGUGACUUUUACAAUGAACGGAAUGAAAGUAAAAGUAACGUGUCAUGGUAUCAAUCGAAAUCGAAGUAUUGGAACAUGCUAUCCUGAUUUGUUAUAAACUAUCAAAUAACUUUUUUAGUUUGAAAAAUAUCUCAUUAACAUGA
Messenger RNA from Hydractinia symbiolongicarpus, 1874 nucleotides. RefSeq lists its product as uncharacterized. The transcript has 9 exons. NCBI's taxonomy places the organism in Eukaryota, Metazoa, Cnidaria, Hydrozoa, Anthoathecata, Hydractiniidae. The coding region runs from base 44 to 1828 and encodes 594 amino acids. Gene Ontology annotation, molecular function: RNA endonuclease activity. The record is from RefSeq and is a predicted model, not a curated record.